GAAUUAAAAAUAUAUCUUCAAUUCAAUAUUUUACACUGUUUCUUAUUUUACAAUUAGUAUGAAAGUUAUCAAGUGAACAAAAAGAAUGGCAUCUUUUAAGCAACUAAAUGAAGAAAAUGUUUUGAAUGAAAUCCUGACGUCACUUAAUCAGCACUUCACUGGCGCAUUUGCUGCUUCCCGCCGCCUCUAAUGUUUCCACGAAGGGGUGCCUUGGAUUUGUACUCUAACCAAACCCGAUAACAGCAAAACAUAAAUGGAGCAACGAUAGCACCCGAGUAGGAGAACAAGUCGAUCUUCGCAUGAAGGAAGAUAAGGAUGUUUUUGGUCACAGGUCGAACAUGUCUCCGUCAGACCGUUCCAAGAAUACGACCCUCGGUUCAAUAUCGAAAUCUUCAACUAGCAACGAGACAGUCGUGUAGAAAUGGCCGCAGUAGAGGAGGAGCAAAAUGGGGCAAAUGGCAAUUUAAAUCGCCUCCGCAGAAAAAGGGACUAAUACUGGCAACUAUAGCGAGCUUGAGUCCUGCUGCAUUUGUCCGAUUAUCAGAAAAGGACAAUGGCGGAACUGAGAUGACGGCGGAAUCGCGAAUGUUGGAGGCAUCAAGAGAGGAAAUUAGUAAGAAAGUUAACGAUGAUGUUCAUGGGCUCGAACGAGUCAAAGAUAGUAUAAUCUUCCUCCUAGAUACCUAUCUAUGGGAGCCACUCUGCACAAGCAUACGAUUCCUCCACCUCGUGGCUAUAUUUGUUCCAGUUAUCAUUACUAUACCUGCUGCAUAUUUUGGACCUAGGGAUAAUGAGCGAGAUAAUGAGCGGGCGGGUACUCUAUGGUGGUACAGGUUUUUAGUCAAGGCUAUGGAACGAGCCGGGCCUGCAUUUAUCAAGGUACUGCAUCUAAUUCCUUCUACCCUGGUUUUACUGACUUUCUAGCUUGGGCAAUGGGCCGCCUCCAGAUCAGAUAUCUUCCCUACGCAAAUGUGCGAGAUCAUGUCACAGCUUCAUUCUAAUGCGCCUGCACACUCGUUACAUGCCACCAAAAGAAUUAUAAGCAGAGCAUUUGAUGGACGACCCUUUGAUGAGAUAUUUGAAGAGUUCCAGGAAAAACCUCUGGGUGUCGGAGCUAUAGCACAAGUUUACAAGGCCAAGCUGAAACCGGAUUUGGCAACACCAAUUGAUCCAGAUAUUCAGGAGCCUAAGAAUAUACGAACGAAUGUGCGUAGAAAUGUUGACACAUUCAUCAAGAGUACACCACAAAGAGUUCCAUCAAGUUACGUCGCUAUCAAGGUACUUCAUCCAGGGGUAGAAAGAGUUGUUAGACGAGAUUUACGGAUUAUGCGGGUCUUCGCCUCAGCAAUAAAUUUGAUUCCUACAUUUGAGUGGCUCUCAUUUCCAGAUGAAGUCGAACAAUUUGGUCAGAUGAUGAGACUGCAGCUUGAUCUUCGAAUUGAAGCUGCAAACUUGUCAAUUUUCCGAAAGAAUUUCAAACCAAGAACAACAGCAUGGUUCCCGUUUCCAUAUACUCAGUUCACCACGAGACAAGUACUUGUAGAAGAAUUUGCUCAGGGUAUUCCAUUAUCUGACUUUAUGGAAAAUGGUGGUGGAGUAUUCCAGCAAGAUAUUGCAGAUGAAGGGCUAGAUGCCUUUUUACGCAUGCUGCUAAUUGACAAUUUUAUCCAUGCAGACCUUCAUCCAGGUAAUAUCAUGGUCCGCUUUUAUCAAUCUGAGAAACCCAACCUACCUUUCAGCAAACACAAAGACGAAAAUCCGCAAUCUCAACCAGAUGUUACCGAACAAGUGCUGGCAAGGCUUCAUCCAUACCGCCACAGAAAAGACCCUCAAGCUUGGCACGCAGAACUUUCAAAGAUUGAUAAAGAAGGAUUCCGACCUCAAUUAAUCUUUAUUGAUACAGGCCUGGUCACAGAACUAAAUGCAACCAAUCGAAGGAACUUCCUUGAUCUUUUUAAAGCUGUUGCUGAGUUCGAUGGCUACAAAGCAGGACAUUUGAUGUGUCAAAGAUGCCGCCAACCCGAUGCAGUCAUUGAUGAAGAGAUUUAUGCUCUGAAAAUGCAGCAUCUCAUCCUAGGAGUCAAGAGUCGCACAUUAGCUCUAGGUAACAUGAAGAUAGGGGAUAUAUUAAACGAGGUUCUCUCCAUGGUCCGUACCCAUCAUGUUCGGAUGGAAGGAGAUUUUGUCAAUGUGGUAAUUAGCAUUCUGUUGCUAGAAGGCAUUGGUAGAAGUCUCAACCCUAGCAUUGACUUGCUCUCUUCUGCACUACCAAUUUUGCGCGAAUUGGGAGCACAGAGCGGAAGUGGGAUGCUACGACAAGGUGAUUUUUCAAUGCUGAAGGUCUGGGCGGGUUUGGAGGCUAGAAAGUUCUUGCAAGCUUCCAUUGAAGAUGUACGUACCCACUUUCUUACUCCUCUAUUUUCCACUAUUCUGUUCUUAAUUGCCACACCUACACUACCCUUUUUCCUUAUCGUCGCCACCAUUCUAUUUUGGUCAAUUUUCUACCCACCACAUUCAUGUCACGUUGGAUUGCGUGUGGUGGCCCUGGUGGUUGAUUGCGACUGGUUGGCGGUUAGUCCAUGGUUAGUGGAUCAAUGUAUCAAACCCAGAAUCAAUGUCGUCUGCAGCUCGAAUCAACUUGCUGUGCAACAUUAUUUAUGGAGCGCCGAGACAUCACUCCGCUUACCUCUUCCCACUGACUAUCCCGUUUUUCGCUGUCUACCUUACCUUAAGCUCUCUGCCCCAAGUCUUCAUUUUGUGUAUGUCUUGAUGAUGACAAGGGGUCCGAACCCUUUCUUUCUACUUGGCAUAUACAUUGUCUGUUUUCAUUCUAAUUUUGUCACCCCUUCGUUGUGAUUUCUCAAGGUUAGCAAUGAAUGCGCAAUUGCUAACAAUUUGAUGUAGGUUGAAACAUGUGUCAAGUAUGACUUAUUAUCACCAAAUGUAUAAAAAGAAAGAGGUAGAGUGGUUUGGAUAGGGGUUUUCUGCUUUGGUAUAGAUCCUGCUUAUACUGCUCUCUGUCCAUGUUGUAUUAUACUGUGCAUACGGAGUAAAGGGGUGGAGUGGUGUUUGGUUGUUCUAAACACUCCAUUGUAGUCUUCAAAUUAGAUUUAUAACCUGCUGUUCAAGUUGAAUGAACAAACCUCAUCAAGUAAACUCGUCAAGUGGCUUCACCAUUGGAGAUGGAGGCAGAUGAGCGUGCGGUUCUUGGGAAAAUAACAAAGGUUAGGCCGACGACAGUGACAAGAUCUGAAGUUUUCUCCUGGAAUUCAGAGAAAUUAUCGAUGAUGGGAUCCUACUUAAGAUGAAAGAUGAAAAUGAUAGUAACUAGGAAUGAAAACGUCCGGGCCGAAUAUUGCCGGUACAGGAACACUUUUUCUGAUUGACUAGGUAGUUUCAGUCAGUGUAAACAACAACAAGCCUUUCAAUCUUUCACAUACUAUGUGUACUUUUCUGUUUCUUCACCUUCUUGCUUCUUUGCUGCCAGUAUCAUGGAGUAGGGCUAGCCUUCU
Sclerotinia trifoliorum is the source of this 3512-nucleotide messenger RNA. The record is from the annotation of a GenBank genome assembly. NCBI's taxonomy places the organism in Eukaryota, Fungi, Ascomycota, Leotiomycetes, Helotiales, Sclerotiniaceae.